Vicia villosa (hairy vetch) is the source of this 567-nucleotide messenger RNA. RefSeq lists its product as uncharacterized. Lineage: Eukaryota; Viridiplantae; Streptophyta; Magnoliopsida; Fabales; Fabaceae. The coding region runs from base 1 to 567 and encodes 188 amino acids. The transcript has 2 exons. The record is from RefSeq and is a predicted model, not a curated record.
AUGACUAAAUCCUUCAGAAUGCUGAAUAAUGGAGCUGAUACUCUAGAGGAAACUCUGGAGUUUGGGAAAAGAGCAGGAGAAAUGUCUAGGGUAGGAUUUGUGGCUAAAGAGGAAUUCACUUCUUGGAUCAGGAGAUCAAAACCUGAAGCUUGUGUGACAAACCAGAUGUCAACACCAAUACUAGUUGGAUAUCCAAACCAAACUCAUCAAGCCAAACCAAAACAUGAAACUCUUAACAGAAAGCAACAGUGGGUGGCUAAGAAUGUUGCUCUAGUAGCACACACUUCUCUAAGAAUGCCAGCCAAGAAAGACUGGUACCUUGACAACGGUUGCUCAAAUCAUAUGACUGGAAGAAAGAACUUAUUAGUAGACAUCAAACUUGAUGGAACCAGUUAUGUGACUCUGGGUGAUGGAGAAAUAAGAGAAGUCAAAGGUAUUGGCAAGUCAGGAUAUCCUGGUGUUCCUAAUCUGAAUAAUGUCUUACUUGUACAAGGACUGGCUGCAAAUCUUAUAAGUAUCAGCCAACUGUGUGAUGAAGGGUUCAAUGUCAGGUUCACUAAAGAAUAG